Oryzias latipes (Japanese medaka) is the source of this 1767-nucleotide messenger RNA. RefSeq names its product sphingosine-1-phosphate receptor 4 (gene s1pr4). Gene Ontology annotation, cellular component: membrane. Gene Ontology annotation, molecular function: sphingosine-1-phosphate receptor activity. The record is from RefSeq and is a predicted model, not a curated record. Gene Ontology annotation, biological process: G protein-coupled receptor signaling pathway. NCBI's taxonomy places the organism in Eukaryota, Metazoa, Chordata, Actinopteri, Beloniformes, Adrianichthyidae.
ACUGCCUACUUCCCUAUGAAGAAUGAGCUGCAGCAACCUGCAGCCAGCAGCAGGUUGCUGUCACACUCAGCAUCACCAGCAGCAGCAGCAGCAGCAGCAGCAGCAGCAGCCAGAGUGUGGUUGCGUCAGCGGCGAGCACCAGUGGUCAGAGUGGAACAGCCUGUUGAACACAGGAGUGCUGCACUCGUCUCUGUGCGGCUCGGUUCACCAGCAACCUCCAUCCGGACCCGCUCACUUCUUGCCAUGAAUUCCCUCUCCUUCCUCACCUCGCCGUCUUCUUGUCCCCAUCUGUACAACUACCCCAACACCACUUCCCCGAACGCCUCCGCGGGCAUCAGCUACGUGAUUCUGCUGCAUUACAACCACACGGGUCGCCUGCAGAACAGGACCUUCUCCAGCGCCCAGAGUCACAUCAGCGUCUCCAUGGCGGUCUUCCUCUCCUUCAGCUUCUUCAUCGUCUUGGAGAACUUCCUGGUGCUGCUGGCUGUCAUCUCUCGGAUCCGCCACAGUCGCCGCUGGGUCUACGUGUGCAUCGCCAACAUCACGCUCAGCGACCUCCUGACAGGAACGGCCUACCUGGUCAACAUCUGCAUGUCUGGCAGGCAGACGUUCCGACUCACGCCGGCGCUCUGGCUCUUCCGGGAGGGCAUGCUGUUCGUGGCCCUGGCGGCCUCCAUUUUCAGCUUGCUGCUGAUUGCUGUGGAGCGUUACACCACCAUGAUGACACCCCUGCCACAGAAGUCAACCAGGAACACCUACUAUCGGAUCUAUGGCCUGGUGGCGCUGUGCUGGGCGCUGGCGUUGGCGAUUGGCUUCCUGCCUCUGCUGGGCUGGAACUGUGUGUGUAACCUGGACGAAUGCUCCACACUCCUCCCUCUCUACUCCAAGACCUACGUUCUCUUCUCGCUUGUCAUUUUCUUCCUCAUCCUCCUAGCUAUCGGCGUGCUUUAUGGUGCCAUCUAUUGCCACGUGCACAAGAGUGCCCAGCUGGGUCCUCAGCGCAGUCGCAAACGCUCCCUAGCGUUGCUCAAAACUGUCAUCACCAUUGUGGGAGUCUUCAUGCUCUGCUGGGGGCCGCUGUUCCUCUUGUUAAUCGUGGACUUUUUCUGCGUGUCCCGCCAGUGUGCCCUCCUUUUCAGUGCAGAUUUUUGCAUCUCUUUGGCUGUUCUGAACUCCGGCCUGAACCCCAUCAUCUACGCCUUGGGCAGCAGUGACAUGAGAAAGGCCAUAGCGGAGCUGCUGUGCUGCUGCUGCCUGAGGGCCGGCCUCUGUCGCCCCGACACCUUCACAUCCAAGGAGACCAGCAGCACCUCGGAGAGCAGGAGGGACAGUCUGAGGAACAGCUUUAGCAAGGUCAGGAAUCUGAGUGUGGCCUCCCCGCCUUCCACCCCCAGCAAGCCCCGGAAGACACCAAGAAAAUGCCGACUGAGCACCACAACCAGCUGCUUGUCAGUUUCAAGUGGUUAAACCACAAGUUGUUUCCCCUCCCAAGAAAGACCUGAAACGUGUGAACCCACUUCCUCUGAUUUUAAAUGUAAAAGCUGAAUGAAAGAUGACUUUAUCAGUUAAAAGAUGUGACAAUUAUCAGUCAUUAGGUAUUAAAAAGUACAAAAUAUUUCUCAAACAUUGAAAAUCUGUUUCCUUUUGCCAUGUCAGCCUGUAUUUUUAUGAACUUUAGUUGAGUAUGUACAUAAAACCAUGUGUUGUAAGAUGUUGAAAGAUUGUAUUAAACCAGCAGAUGUACAAAUAAAGUUUAUUUUCAUUAAA